UCCUGUUUGCUCGGUGACGCGUGCAGAGGUCUCAGCGCAUCUUUCCAGGUGGCCAGGCCGGCUCCACGCACCAGGCAAUCCCCCGCUUGGAGCAAUGCCGAGCUGCUGGACCUCAUCAGCGUCUGGGGAGAGGAGGCCGUGCAGUCCCAGCUGCGCUCCAGCCGUAGGAAUUAUGAUACCUACGGACGGAUUUCACAGUGCAUGACAGAAAGGGGCCGUGACCGGGACACACGGCAGUGCAGGGUCAAAGUGAAGGAGCUGCGGAGCGCCCACCACAAGGCGCGGGAGGCAAAUCGCCGCUCCGGUGCUACGCCCACGAGCUGCCGGUUCUACAAAGAGCUGGACACGAUACUCGGCGGCGACCCCACCUCCACUGUGAAGGCCACUGUGGAUACUUUGGUGGUUCGCGUGCCAGUCGAGAGCGGACCGAGCCAGGAGGAGGAAGUCUUGGACGAGGCUGUGGAGGGGGAGGGGGACCCAGAGGCAGAGGACGACUCGGAGGUCAGAGAUGCAUGCAGCCAGGAGCUCUUCUCUACCCAGGAGGAGGCUAGCCAGGCACAGCUGUUGGAGCUUGGCGAAGCACAAACAGGGGAGGAGACCCCUGAGAUGACCUUGGGAGCCCAGCCUCCCUCUUUGUUAUCGGCAGCUGAACGGCUGCACAGAAUAAGAAAGUGGCCACGAAGAACUAAAGAGGACUUUCUGUGUGAUGUCACGAUGCACUUUGCCGCCAAAAACAAGAAUUGGAGGAGUGGCGGGACAGCGAGAAGAGGGACCGAAAGGAGAACACGGCGCGCCAGAAUGAAGCCACGGAGCGGCUCUUAAACGUUACAGAGCGCCAAGCGGACACGCUCCAGCAAACCGAGCAGCUCCGCGCCCCCCCUCCCCUGCAGCCGCUGUUGCAAAACUCUUUCCCAUGCGCCCCCCUCCAUCUCCCCCCCCCCACACACACACACACAGCGCCAACACACUCUGGUCUGUACCUGCAGCCUUCCACUCCUGCCCCGACACAAUCCAGCCCUGCGGACUCCCAGUACCCACUGCACUCAACACCCGUCCCUCUGCAGUUUAGCCCUGCUGAAGUACCGUACCCACUGCAUUGUACUCCAGAGGACAAGGCUGCAUAUGAUUCCUGGACAUACACAAAUCUUUAACGGUCCCGGGACCCCACCUCCUCCUGGGACCCUCCCUUCCCCCAUCCCCCGCAGUGGUGAUGUGAUUUUUUGUUUGUCUGUCUCCUCCUGUUGUUGUUUUUUAAUAAAAGAAUUGUUUUGGGUUGAAAGAAAUCUUUAUUCCAUUAAUUGAAAGCAAACAGAGCCCUGCAAAACAACAGGCAAUUGUCUUAAACCUUCACAGUGCAUUGUCUGCACCAAUCACAAUCACCUCCUAGCAUGACAAGCACUGCAUUCCUGAGCAUAGCAACACAUAUUAGUGGCUUUCAGCUUCAUAUUGUUGCCUCAAAACAUCCCUGAUCCUUAUGGCCCCAUGCUGCACCCCUCUAAUAGCCCUGGUCUCUGGCUCUUCAAAUUCAGCCUCCAGGUGCUGAGCGUCUGUGGUCCAGCCCUGCAUGAAGCUUUUACCCUUCCCUUCACAAAUAUUAUGGAGUGUACAGCACACAGCUAUAAGCAUAGGAAUAUUGUCAUUGGCCAGGUCCAGCCUCCCAUAUAGGCAGUGCCAGCGGGUCUUUAAACGGACAAAAGCACACUCAACAGUCGUUCUGCACUUGCUCAGCCUGUUGUCAAACCGCUCCUUGCUGCUAUCAAGGUGCCCUGUGUAUGGCUUCAUGAGCCACGGCAUUAAGGGGUAGGUGGGGUCUCCCAAGAUCACAAUGGGCAUUUUGACUUCCCCUACGGUGAUCUUCUGGUCCGGGAAGAAAGUCCCGGCUUGCAGCUUCCUGAACAGGCCAGUGUCCCGAAAGAUGCAUGUGUCAUGCACCUUUCCAGACCAGCCUGCCUUAAUGUCUGAAACACCCACGGUGAUCCACAUGUGCCUGGAGAACCACAGAGAAAUACUCUUUCAAAUUAAUGUCCUCGGUGGCUAGGUGGUCUGGUGCCAGAAUUGGAAUAUGCAUGCCAUCUAUCGCCCAUCUGCAGUUAGGGAAGCCCAUUUGUGCAAAGCCACCCACAAUCUCAUGCACGUUGCUCAGAGUCA
Molecule: messenger RNA, 2148 nt
Organism: Caretta caretta (loggerhead turtle)
Lineage: Eukaryota; Metazoa; Chordata; Testudines; Cheloniidae
Source: RefSeq, a predicted model, not a curated record